ACAGACUCCGCGUGUCUUGCGUCAUUCAGGAUACGGAGCAGCCUGGCGUUGGCGACCUUGGCAAAAGGUGGAGUCGCUGACGGGGUCCGGCCAGUGCUGCGCCGCACGCCAGCUGGAACGGACGAGGGAGUCUUUCGCCCUAUUCGGGAAUCGAUGGUCGAGAGAAACUUGGGAUUUGGGUGUUUGUGUCGAAGAAAAAGCUAGUGGUUUUAGUGAGUGGCGGUGGUGAUGAUAGUGAUUAGAACAUGAUGCAGUGAAGAAGGAGUGUAUUUAGUGCAUAUUGCAAGAGAAAGUGCAAAGAUGACUUGUAUGAUUUAAAGGAAUUUUGUUAUGAUGUCUGAUGGAACGCUGGUGCUGUUGAUAUGUGAAUAAAAUGGUAGGCGGAGCGGACGGCGGGGCAAUGAAGGACGAAGAGAGCGGGGAGAUCCUGCAGGAGGAGGUAGUUGCCCUUCGGAGGCACCCGCAGCGCGCCUCGUACCUCUCAGGGGACGACCUCAGCAGGCUGGCAGAGCGGGAGCGUAGCCGGAGACACCCCCGAACGCUGCGGAUAUUCAGGAUCAAGGAUGCUCUGCUCGAGUCGGACUUGAGACUCCGGGAGGGCAUCCAGACGUCGAGGAACAGUGGUCCAGACUCGCACCGCUCCUGGUGUGCUCACUGCAACCAAGGCGAUCCUCAGGCUGUGUGGUCUGAGUAUUACGGUCCCGUACAGUCAUCUGGUAUAAGAAGGAGUACUUUGUUCAGAAUCCCGGCGAAGUACCUGACGAAUAUCGACGCAGGGAACUCGUCAAAGGACCCGAGCAUCAUCACCGUCAGCAUCUGGGAGGAGUUUCUUCACGGGACGUCGGUGCUGGAGCAAUACAGAUCGCCAGAGGACAAAUACGAACACAAUCUGUACAACUCCAUCUUGCAUCACCUCCACCGCUACUUGCCUUAUGGAUGCGUCGCUUUCUUAUCAUGGCUCUUCUUCCUCUUCAUGUACUUCGGUGUCUGUUGCAAUUGCACGGUCAUCUUGGAGAUCGCUUGCUGGCUCAAGUUUAUGGCUCACUUGGAAAUCCACCAACAAGCGUACAAGUCUAAAUUAAAUGUGAUUUUUAACGGCAAUGCUUUUCAGGGUCCGUGCUAUAUCUUGCUUAGAUGGCAUUGUGAACACUGCACUCAGAAGGAGAGGGAGAAAGUAGUCAAUAACUUAAUGAAAAAAAUGAAAAUGGAUAUUCUAGGAUCCAGUUCUCCGACGUAGCAGAUUAUAUGUGAAGAUAGCAUAUAUUCGAGCUUAGGAAAAAAAUAUUAAGUUUGCGAGAUGUUUAAAGAACAAAAAAA
Molecule: messenger RNA, 1317 nt
Organism: Penaeus monodon (black tiger shrimp)
Lineage: Eukaryota; Metazoa; Arthropoda; Malacostraca; Decapoda; Penaeidae
Exons: 2
Coding region: 374-1237 (287 amino acids)
Source: RefSeq, a predicted model, not a curated record